CACACACACACACACACACACACACACACACACACACACACACACACACACACGUCUGCAGUGUGACGGGAUUCAAAAGAUUCCACUGACUCAGGAGCCUCUGACAGAGGGGGGACGGACGCUGGGUUUUCCCAUCGGGAACGUGUUUAUUUAUUUUCGGGGAGACAUAAAUGUGUGUUGGAAGUCUGAAGUGUCUCUCGGUGUUUUGUCUCGGGAAAAGAGCCGCGCACUUUUGUCCUUCCUCCUAAGGACGCACGGGACGUUUCGGAGCUGAAAGCGGCCACCAUGGAGCGCGUUCCCACCGGUAAAAGUGUCUCGGAGCCGUGUGGUGGACACACACGGGGACUGUAGCGGUUCGGUGUUUGUCCAAGUAGCUGCUGAGCAGUGUUGACCGUUUCUGAGGUUCGGUUGGAGUCCGGGAUGCCCGUGAGGAACAGGUACAACCUGGUGGACGAUGUGGCGGAUUCCCGGCUGCCGCUGCACAACGAGGAGGCUUACCAGCACGGGAUUUCCUUCCAAGCCAAGUACGUAGGGAGCCUCGACGUGCCCAGACCCAACAGCCGGAUGGAGAUUGUGGCAUCCAUGAGGAGAAUCAGGUAUGAAUUCAAAGCCAAGAACAUCAAGAAGAAGAAGGUCAGCAUUGUGGUGUCUGUGGAUGGAGUCAAGGUGUCUUUAAGGAAAAAGCAGAAGAGAAAAGAAUGGACUUGGGAUGAAAGCAAAAUGUUGAUCAUGCACGACCCAAUCUACAGGAUUUUCUAUGUAUCCCACGAUUCCCAGGACUUGAAGAUCUUCAGCUACAUUGCCAGAGAUGGUUCCAAUAAUUCCUUCAGAUGUAACGUCUUCAAGUCUAAAAAGAAGACGCAGGCCAUGCGUAUUGUGCGGACAGUGGGUCAGGCGUUCGAGGUGUGCCACAAGCUCAGUUUGCAGCAUGCUGAGCAGGACGCUGAUGGACAGGCGGACGGAGAGAACGACAAGUCCACGGACAAGCCUAGCAGCCAUGAUGGUGAACUAACAGGAGCAGAGCAAGAGGAAAUAGGUGAAAGCGGCAAACAUGGAGGGGAAGAUUCAGUCGUUGGUGUCUCACUGCGCGAGAAGGCCGUCAGUGAGAUCCUGCAGAGCCUGGCUGAGCUGAACGUCGUCAAACCUGGACAGACCAUCAUGGAUAUUGAUGGAAAGUCUGUCUUCACUGUGACGUCCCAAGGCGUUUCACCCAGCAGCCCUUGCUCUCCGUCUGUCACUCCGCUGGCUUCGCAGCACUACCUGCAGCUCCUUCAGCAGCAGCUCCAGCAGCAGCAGCAGCACACACAGGUGGCCGUCGCUCAGGUGCAGCUGCUGAAAGACCAGAUAGCAGCAGAGGCCUCUGCUCGUAUGGAGGCUCAGGCCCGCAUCCACCAGCUCCUGCUGCAGAACAGGGACCUGCUGCAGCACCUGGCCCUGCUCGUUCAGCAGCUAAAACAGAUGGAGGCUCGCUCCAUCACAACGGCGCAGGCGGAGCAGCUGCAGGAGACUCGAGCCAACGAACACGAUGGUCAACAGUCCCUAUGCAGCUCUGUUCCUAUGUCAGUAAAACCCAUCUCCUUGAAUCUGAAGACUACUUACAAUCAGACCCAGGAUCAGCUCACCACCUCUGCACGUGCAUGGCCACUACAGAUCUCACUGCUCUCCCCCGCCCAGGUGGACUGUGCAGAGUCCUACCUGAACCUGCUGAACCUGGAGAACAGCUCUAAACCAGCAGCCUCGCUGACUGAAAUGGACCCGGUCAUCAGGGCCAACGGCACCGUAGACAACACGGAGAUCUGCGACGGUGAGAUCGUCCAAUUCACGUUGAGGAACUCAACCAUCAUGGAUGAAAAGUGUAAACAGAUAAUACCGAAACUCGACCCUCCUCCACCUUCCACGAAUCACAAGAGGGCCAGCAGGACAUUUUCUCCGGGGUCAGAGGUCACGGCUGCACCCAUACCCGCUAACGAGGCAGCCCCGAGCCGCAGCAGCAGCCUCUUCUUCCCGGACUUCACCCCCAGCUCUCUGUCCUACAAUGACUUUCACUCCCUCAGCAACGGUGAGAGCAGCUCCUCUUCCUCUAGCGAGGACUCGGGUGUCCGCUCAGAGACCAAAUCCCUUCUGUCUCCCCGCCGCGAUGACGACGACCUGUUCGGGGAUCGCGGGACAUUUUUAACAGCCUCUAGCAGCUGUGCAAGUCCCCUGGAUGAAAGAGGCGGAGCGGUUCUCUCGUCCUCAGAGACGACUUCUGUCGAACCCAACGCCAUAGACUCGCGUACAGACAACUAUGAUGGCUUGGUGCCCUUCUCCUCACCAAUGAACAAUACCUGCCUUCACAUCAGUCUGUCUGAGGAUGAACUUCUAGAGGGAAGCCUGGAGGACACCCAACUACGUUAGGUCUUUUGGACACUUUCUUCAUGUUCCUCAACCGAAUGGGCAAUACCCCACGGAGCCCCGGUUUGACACAUCACAACUUUUGAACUAGCCGAAUCAUUUCCGGGUCAUAACGUUAUGGCGCUUUCAUAUCUGGGCCAGCACGGACUCUCAACCGUGAGGAUAGAUGCAGCUUCAGUCAGAGGCGACGUUGACUUCUUAGUGUCCAGAGUCAUAAAUAAUCACGCAUGCAGGAAGCUCCCACUGCUUGAUUCCAUCCGCCAAUCGGAGGCUCCCUCUAACAGUAGGUGUGUAUUUGAGCCGGCCAAUCAGGUGGUAGUGGGUUUGUUGGACCUGUUCAGCCCAAAGUAGACCUCCUUGGUAUGUGGGCCAAAAAACCGACUGGUUGAGCUUGAAAAAAUACAAGCUACCUAGAUAUGAACACUACCCAGUCUUGUCCACGCUGGCCCAGAUCUGAAAGCACCAUUAAUGUUCUCUAUAGCAUUAGUAUGCUAUCGCUGCAAGACCUGCAGAGGAUAACGAUCAACAACGUACGCCGGAUAAUCUAGGCCAUAUGAAAGACGCCACAAUCAAAUAUAGACAAUGAUUUUAAAUUGUAUGUGUUUACUGACAUUCAUUACUAUUAAGGUAAGUUAACAAGCUUUUGCCUGCAGUUGCUAAAUGAUACUUGCUAGUUCUCUACUAGCACAGUGAGGAAGCAAUGCUAACAAAGUUAGCAGAGUUAUCGUUUAAGAAAUGAAAAACUUGUUUUGUUAACCUAUCUCUCUGGUAACAUUGUUAGCAUUGCUUCAACACCAUGCUAACUUUGGCUAGUAAGGAGCUAGCAUCAUUUAGCAAGCCAAAGUAGAAGCUUGUUAACUAGGGUGACCAUACGUCCUCUUUUCCGCGGACACGUCCACUUUUCACUGUCCGGGGCGUCCAGGCGGGUUUCUUGUAUUGAUGAAAAUGUCCGGUUUUUCAUCCAGGAGCAGGGAUCAAAUUAUGGGGGGCUGGAUAUCCUACACAUCCAGGGAGAGCCAGAAAAAAGGUUUCUACCUAUGUUGCAUCAUUUAUAUGGACUCGGCGUACCGAGGGUUCUUUUGAGCGGAGAGCACCGAGAGCGGCAGAGCGCUGAUGGUGCGCUCCGGGCAGCUGCGUCCAGCACACGGUCCAUUCUAAAAGUGGCACAGCCAAAAAACGAUCAAUAACUCAUGAUCGUUCAUGUCGGCACAUGUUCUCUACUUUCUGUCUUAUUUGUGCCUGAAGCGCUCUGCUACUGCGGAGCUCAUCACCUGUGCUGCGGUGAUUUCACCUCACUGAUGCAGCAUCGAAAUGCGCACUCCGCUUUGCGGUCAGGAGAUCCUUUUGAUCUGGUUGGUUCGAAAGUAACUCGUGAGGUGAAAAAGUAAGAAUCCAGGCAGCAGUUUUUCUGGAUACUUUAGAGGAGAUGCAGGAAGAUGAGAGACAGACAGGACAGGAAAAUAUAGUUAAAUAAAAACAAGAAAACAACAAAGUGUUGAAAAGUAAAAUGUAGGUAGUACACAUUUUUACCUGUAUAAAACAGUGAGUUAUACACAUGUAAUAUUUAUACAUCUGAUACAAUUCAGAUCACCUUCAAAACUCAGUCACACACCCAGGGCCGUUUCAAGGCAUUUCGGGGGCCAAGGCAAAACAGAACACCCCCCCACUCCCAUAACUGUGCUCCCCAGAAGCCUCUGUGUAAUUCAUACCCUCUCCAGUAGUGUUAGUUAUACAGUGUUUAUAAAAGCCCCUCAGACAUUACUGACUUGUUCUAAUGUUAUCAGAUGAAAAACUAAAUUAUCAGACAUGCUGUCUCAUCUGCUGCUUUUCUAAACUUGCUAAAAGUAACAAAACCAUUUGAAAGCCACUAUUUGUGGAUUCUCUGAAAGUUUCCAUGGAGUGUGUGACAACUUAUUUUUUCAUUGAUCCUAUCAUCUAAUCUCACAGCUGAAACAAGCACCCUUAAUAAUCUGUGCACAGGAAGUUUACCAAUGCUGUAGUAAAACAAAAGGUAUAAUAAUUUAUUAUUUAUUAAACCUUGUUGCAACACUAAAGCAGCAGAAAAAAUGAGAUUUUGCAAUACAUAUGUAAAUUAUUUACAUAUGAAUUGUUUUAGAGCCUUUUUGUUGGAAGAUUCUGAUAUUAAUUAGCUCUUACCAAAAAAUGGGUCUCAGCGUGGUUUGUGUGGCGUUGCCAUAGUGAGACGUCAUAGGCACAGAUCCCCUGUCCUCUUUUAUGGAAAUGGAAAUAUGGUCACCCUAUGUUAACUUGCCUUCAUAAUGUGUGCAGGUGGAAAAUAGUUGUCUUUCUGUGAAUGUUUAAAUAUGUCCUGGAUUAUCCUGAUGAUCGUUAUCCUUGGCAGGUCCUGACACAACCACUUAACAAACACAACAGUGCUGCAACCCCGAUGUGAUUCGGCUGGCUAAAAAGUCAGGAAGGGGUCUAAACCCUAUUCAAACCUGUACUCUAUCAAACCCUUCUAUUUUUGCACAGGAUGUUCGAUUCAGGACCUCAGAUGUUCCAUUCACCUGUAAUCCAGUCACUUAAAACACGCUGCUGCAUAAAUUAUUAGCUAAUCAAUAGAUUUAGUACUUUUUAAUGAAACUUCCUGAUCAAAAUUUUAGAAACUAGAGUGUUAAGCAGACAACUUGUAGCGAUAAUUCUACUUUUCAAGUCACAUCAUGUAGUAGAAAUCAGAGCUAGCACCUGCCUUUAUUUUGCUAGACUUUUUGUUUGAUGUUUCACUGUGAUGCGAACAGUUGUGCAAAACCACGUUUCACUGAGAGAAAUGGGGCUGGGUAGUGGGAAGGGGUCGAACAGGUGGGGGUGAUGUUGGGAAAAGUUUCAGCACCCGGCAGGGUGGGGACUGGAAAGAAUGAAACGAGGAAGUUAGCGAAGGGGCAAAGGAAAGGUAAAAACAAGCCGAUCCAGUUGGGUGUUAGGUUCCUAAAGUUUGUGUUUAAAGUCUUUUUAUAACGUUAGAAACAAGUUGGUGUCAACUUCAUAUUUGUUCAAAUGUUUUUAAAUUAUUGACCUAAAUGUGACACCGGAAACAUUAGACUGAAACUCAAAGUAGAACUUGAUGUUUGGACACUUCUGCAUUUAGCUGGGUUCUCCAUUCAUUACGCGCGUGUGUAUUUAGCAAUAGAACACCACUGGUGUGAGAGCUUCUCUGCUCAGCAAUAUCAGAGAGGGAGAAACAGCUGACUGCUACCACUUCAACUACCAGAGUCCCAAAAUACAAACGCCAUUUGAAGUCACAGACAACAAAAUAAAACCACAACUGGUGUUUCCUCUAGCAAUGUGCAUUCCAUCUGGUGGACGUGGAGGAUGAUAGUCGGCGGGAGUGGUGAGUGAGUGUUCUAUGAUAGUUUACGUUUAAAAGCUAGCUUGUUUUGUAGAUUUGUCAUUGCAGCUUCAAUACUUUAACCAUCUGUAGUCGGGUCACGGGGGCAGCAGCGUAAAGCCUAAUUUAUACUUCUCCAUCAGCUUCACAAAGGAGAGACACGCACGGAUGGAGACGUUUAGCUCUCGGACUUUCUCAUCUCCUGGGGAGUGCUUCAAAGCAACUCCCCGCCAGGACAACAGAGGGCGUAGCGCUGUACUGUGGUAUUCCUGUUAUGUAUCCCGUCCAAGGUAGUGCAUUUACUAUUGAGUUGAUAUUGUGGGUUUUUUUUUGUAUAUAACCCUCCCACUGUCCUAAUGGGCGUGACCCUGCGAGGAAAGUUGACCAUUGGUUUAUCCCACGUGGCAGGGGUGAGGAGUGAGCACCACCUCACCCCUGCCACGUGGACCUCAAGGGAUAAACCAGCAGUCCUGCUCAAUGGUCAACUUAAAACAAAUAGGAGACUUUUUAACACAAAUUUGUCCUUCAUCCUCCUCCACCUCUUCAUGCACUCGCCAACUCUUAACCCAUAUUUCCCAUCUCUUCCAUCCACGAAUAAAACGCUCACUGCGCAUCUUUUCACUCUUCCAGUCACAGGGGAAUAAAACAUUCAUAUUUUUCGAGUUUUUCCGUGAGGUAUUCUUUUAAGCUGCUCCGUGUCUGCCACUAGAUAUUCUCGGCUCUGUUUAUAUUUUUGAGGGUGCAAUGGCGGUGCUGUGGAUGACAGUGGUGUCCUGACCAAUCCCAAGCUUGCGUUCUCCGUCUCGUGAAAUAGAUGUUUAGAAAACAGAGCUCGACUCCGUCCGUCCUUGCAAGGGUUCUCCAGCAGACUCGCAAGGAUGGCCAGCUGAGAGACAUAGGCUCUCCAGCGUGUCCUGGGUAUUCCUUUAGGUCUUCUCCUGGUUGGAGGUGCCUGGAAAACCUCACCAGGGAGGCGUCCGGGAGGCAUCCUACCCUAAUGCCCGAGCCACCUCAACUGGCUCCUGUGGAGGAACAAUGGGUCUACUCUGAGCCCCUCCUGGAUGACCGAGCUUCUCACCCUAUCUCUAAGGGAGAGCCCAGACACCCUAUGGAGAAAACUCAUUUCGGCCGCUUGUGUCCGUGAUCUCGUUCUUUCGGUCACUACCCAAAGCUCGUGACCAUAGGUGAGAGUAGGAACAUAGAACGACCGGUAAAUCAAGAGCUUUGCCUUCUGGCUUAGCUCUCUCUUCACCACGACAGAUCAGUACAACGCCCGCAUCAGUGCAGACGCAGCACCAAUCCGCUUAUCGAUCUCACGCUCCAGCUUUCCCUCACUUGUGAACAAGACCCCAAGAUAAUUAAACUCCUCCACUUGAGGCAGGACCUCCUCCCUGACCUGGAGAAGGCAUUCUACCCUUUUUCGACUCAAGACCGUGAUCUCAGAUUUAGAGGAGCUGAUUCUCAUCCCGGCUGCUUCACACUCUGCUGCGAACCGCUCCAGCGAGAGCCGGAGAUCACGGAGAAAAACUCCCAGAAAAGUAAAGUGUCUUGUCGCUCAGUAGCAAGAUGGUAAAGAGAAAAAUUUGGUCGAAAAUGAAAAAAUAAUUAUGAUAAAAUUGUAAUUUCACUUUAAAUAAAUAACGAUAUGAUAUUGCCUUAUUGUUCGUCCCUAUUUUUAUCCUUUUCAUACGCUGGCCUUGAAACGUCCACCUUGGUAUGCAGUCUGUGGUCGAAACUCUUGAAAACAAUAGGAUUUAUUUUAUAAAAUGGAAACAUUUUAUUUUAGAGAAACAGUAAAGCAAUAAGAAUAUCCUCCAAUAUCCGUAAAGGAAACUAUCAGGCUAACUUCCAUCCAUCCAUUUUCGUAACCUGCUUUUUCCACGCAGGGGCGCGGGAGGCUGGUGCCCAUCUCCAGCAGGUGGGGAUUGCCCAGGGCAACACAAAGACACACAGGACAAACAACCGUGCACACACACUCAAACCUAAGUACAAUUUAGAGAAAACCAAUAAACCGAUCAUAAUUUUGGACGGUGGGAGGAAGCCGGAGUACCUGGAGAGAACCCACGCAUGCACAGGUAGAACAUGCAAACUCCAUGCAGAGAGACCCCAGGCCAGGCUGUGAACCAUAGACUGUACAUAUACU
Molecule: messenger RNA, 7883 nt
Organism: Nothobranchius furzeri (turquoise killifish)
Lineage: Eukaryota; Metazoa; Chordata; Actinopteri; Cyprinodontiformes; Nothobranchiidae
Product: carboxyl-terminal PDZ ligand of neuronal nitric oxide synthase protein
Molecular function (GO): nitric-oxide synthase binding
Source: RefSeq, a predicted model, not a curated record